CACGCUCAAGUGAUUAUGGAGGUUAACUUCCGGUGAUCAUUACAAACAGGAGUCGAGAUUUUAACCUAUUUUUAAUUGAAAACAAACAGAAUCGCGAACUUUUGUGCAUUUAUAGCUAGGACAAUAAAUUGACAAUGCCACCUAAAUUGUGUGGAAGGUGCAAUAAAACAGUUUAUCCUACAGAGGAGCUGAAAUGUUUGGACAAGACAUGGCACAAAGGAUGUUUCAAAUGCCAGGUAUGCAAUAUGACACUCAACAUGAAAAACUACAAGGGAUACGAAAAAUUGCCAUACUGCAAUGCCCAUUACCCACAGACAAAGCACACAGCAGUAGCAGAUACUCCUGAAAGUAGAAGAAUAGCUGAAAACACAAAAAUACAGAGUAAUAAAGAGUACCGCAAAGAAUUUGAGGAGAACAAGUCUAGGUGUUACCAGAUAGCAGAUACACCGGAGAUGAGAGCGCACCUCCGAAACACCCAAAAUAUCAGUAUGAUCAAAUAUCAUGCAGAGUAUGAGAAACAGAAGGGUAAGAAAAUCACUGUUGCCGAUGACCCGGAAACCCAGCGUGUACGUCACAACAUGGAUGUGAUUAGCAAUGUCAGUUACCAUGGUGACAGAGAAAGAAGAACCCAGAUGGAGAUGGCAAGGCCAGCAGAACAAGUUGAAGGUCAGUACGGCAACCAAUCAUCAGGGAGACGAACGUCUGAUUCUGGGGCAGGGGAGGAUGACGCCGGGCGGAUAAGACAGAACCCUGGCCGUAUUGCAGACUACGACCCCACCACGGAGCAAUAUGGUGGCGGUGGAACGCCAUAUUCGAACAGAAACUCUGCAGGUGCUAAACAAGUGUAUGACUCAAACAUUGGACGAGACGAGGUGCUGGAAGAAUAUAAUGACCGUGAGCGUCGUGUGUCCAGAGGUUCCGUAAAAAAUCGUGUUCAGAGGUUUUCCUCGUCUGGCGAUGAGGAUCAGGCACGACUGGAGCAGCCACAGUCUCGUAAAGUUGGCUCAAUUAGCGACUAUGAUCCGUUGAACGAGAAGUACGGCUCCAUAGCAGGACAACAUACAGAUCCCCGAAGAGCCCAGCCAGUGCAACAGCCAGCGCAGCAGUAUCAGCCCCCACCUCAGCAGUAUCAGCCCCCACCUCAACCACAAUAUCAGCCCCCAGCAGAACCUCAACAGCCUAGAGAUGAACAUGCUGGCAAAGGGAUGUGUUGUCAGGCUAUGUAUGAUUAUGACGCUGCCGAUGCAGAUGAAGUCAGUUUUCGGGAAGGCGAUAACAUUAUAUUCUGUCAACCUAUUGAUGCUGGCUGGAUGGAAGGUACAGUGGAGAGGACGGGAAAAAGAGGAAUGUUACCAUCAAAUUAUGUCGAGAAAAUCAACUAGCUGUUUUUUAAAUAAAAUUAAUCAUUUUAUGUAUAGAACAUGUAUAUUUAGCUGAUUGUCGGAGGUGUUGAAGCUGAAGCUUAUAGAAGUCAGAACCAGAUUUACAUUUGAAUUGUGAUGGAAUCGUGAUAUGUAGAAAUACCUAGAAGCUUUUAUCUCAAUGAUUUUUAUCAGCGUUUUAAACUCUUAAAACUUUAAAAGGAACAGUUUCGAAUAAUUGAGUGUUUAAGAAUUCUCAAAAUCUUACGGCUGUUAAAAGAUUUAGCCAGACUUUAAUGAGUUAAGUGUUUGGAGUCAAGACAUAAAUUAAAUUCUUGCAGUUUUCGUGAGUGGACACCGUGUUUACUGAAUAGGUUAAUGUUAUGUUAGAAUUGUCAUUAAUUUUCAACUGUUUAUGAGUAUAUAUAACAGCCUAUAAGUUUAUUUAUAACUUGUGUAUAAAAGUUAUGCACUUAAGUUUCGUUUCCAUAUUCAGAUCUGCAGUUAGAAAAUAGUGUAAAUAUACCAACUGAUGUACAUGCAACCUAUAGUGACAAAAUCUUCGGUUUAAAUUUUUGUUUUCUUACGUCCGCUUUAACCAGUAUUUGUAGAUGUUAAGAAUUCCUUUCUACUUUUUAUUCUCCCUAUCCUUUCAUUCUUUAUUCUGUUUUUUUGCUGUUUCCCGUUAGAGCAAACUUAUUUUCCACUUUGUAAGUAAGCAUGCAUUUGCUUUAAUUUUAUUUUCUUGCCGCAAGUUUCAAGAUUUAUAAGUUAACAUGCAUCCAUUGAAUUUGCAGUUUUAUAUAAAAGCACAAGAAGCACAAACUAUAUUCAGUCUAGAACAUACCAUAUUUCUCUACUUAGCACACUUUAGGUAAGUUUAGAUGUAGUUAGGACAGAUAAUUAUGUUUUUGUUUGUAAAGUUGCCAUAUUUUGUAAGAAAGGAAGGAGAAUGUUUAGAAGAAAGGGGAUGGGAUAUUCUAAUAUCACAUUGUUAUUUUUAUUUCUGUUUACUUGAUUGUUUUGAUUUAUUUCGUCAGUAUGUUUUAUAUUUUACGAAAUAAUCAGAUUAAAUAGGAAGUUACGUUAUCUGGUACCACAAGCUUCUGGUAUGUGUGUAUUUUGAAUUUUUGUUUCAUUCUUUCAUUUGGCACGGAUUGUUCCACUUUACAAAGAGUUGUUUUUCGCUGUAUCUGUUAUAUUGUACACUGUGGGAAUACCAUUGCAUUGUCGGUCAGCCUUCAUACAAACUAGGACUAAUUGACAUUCUAUGCUUUGAAGGUUUGAAAAUUUCAUAAAGUCAUCUCUGUAAAUACCAGUACAAAACUGUUGUUUGUAGACAACUUGUCAUGUUUUUCAUGUCUAUCAGGUUCAAUAUUGAAAAUUUAGGGUAUUUAACAUUCGUGAAUCAGAACAUUUUCACUUUAUGACAAAGGUAAAGACAUAGGAUUUGUUUGGUACAUAAAACUGAACAUGAUAUGUCAUUUUUUAUGACUAUUUGGAUAUUAACCCUUAGCAUGCUAGAUAAAUUGUCGUCUGCUGGAAAUGUCAUCUACUAAAAUUGUAAAGUUCAUUCAGUUUGCUCCAAAAUUGGAAGAAAUAUUGUCAGAGUAGCAAACAGCUUGGAACCUGAUCAGACGCUGAUUUAAUCGGCGUCUGAUCUGGUUCCAAGCUGUUUGCAAAGGCUGUUAAAUUCGCCUGCAGCAGGCUAAGGGUUAAUUGUUUAGGACAUAAAUUAGUGACUGGUGGCUAAAUGAAGUGUUUAAACUUUCAGUUUUAAAGGAAAUACCCUGUUUUUAGGGUUUUAACUUCAGUUAUACCAAUUCCGUUAAAGUUUCAUUAAUUACACAUAGAAAAUUUGGGGGGUGGUGGGGGAAUGAGGGUUAUCUUUUUUUUCAACCUGGCAAAGUUACUUACUACAUGACAAGGGCUAAAUUGAAAAUUAAGGAACUCAUUGGACAUUAGGAAAACAUUGAUAGCAGUUUCCUGUGGAGACCUUUGUAUUAGUUUUAUUAACCUGAAAUCAGAUUUAUUUAAAGUUCGCAUAGUAAAAAAAAAAAAAAACAAACAAAUACAAAAAAAUGCUUAUGUUCAGUGCAUGGCAGCAUAGUAAAUGGUGUUAUUAUAUAUAUAAAGCUAGUUAUGUUACCUUUGCUUUGACUAUAUUUGUACCUGAAAAUACAUGUUUAGGUUGGAGUUAAGUUUUACAUUGUUUAUCAUGUAAGCAUUGAACAAAUGUUUUAAUUACUGAAAAUAUGUUGUUUGUUUUUUUAAAAGAUGGUAGAAUUUAGAAUGUUUUAUUAGAUGUUCGUGCUGUGAAAAGUUGACAAAACUGACCUGUUAUCUGCAAAACAACUGAACUUCUUAUGAUAGCAUGGAGAAUUGUAAAUAUAUCGCACAGCUUUUAGGAGAAUUUUUUGUAAAGAGUUAAAAAAAUUAUUCACUCAGUUAAAAAUAGCAUUCUCAGAGAAAAUGUGAAUAGUUUUAUGGUUGUUUCGGGUUUGAAUGUAUUGGUUAAACAUUUGUGUGUCAAGUCUUUCAUGUCUGUUUUGUAUACGUCAGUAGAUAUGUGUUUAUAUGUUUGCUAGCUUGUUGAUAUAUGUGUUCCUCAGUCAUGUUCUUAAUAUUAUGUGUGUCUGACUUAUGCUGUUAAAAUAAAAUAUGUGCACAGUCAUGAUAAAAAUGUCAGUCUAGCUGAAGUUUUUGUUGGGGGCCUUUUUUGAAGAAUGAAAACAAGAAUAUGCAAACUGUCAUGAAAUAUUUCUAUUGCAGAGAUAUUGUUAUGCAACAACUGUUUUUCAAUUCCCGUUAAUUUACAAAAACUAUGAAAGUUGAUCAUUUAAUAGGUCACACUGCACACUUUUAGAUACUGUCUGUGUAAUUCACACUAGAAUAAAAUGUACAAAUGUGGUGUUCCAAUUCAUUGAAUAAAUCAAUCCUUAAAUGGCUAGAUUGUCUUUUUUAACAUGACUGUGUGCAUGGCUAUGCUGUUGAUGAAUAUGUACAAGGGCUAUGUUGUUUUACAGUGUAUGAAAUAGGAUAUAUGUGUACCAAAACUAUGCUGUUUCUCUUUGCUUUGCUGUUCAUAUUUUUCUUGUUUUUUAAUGUGAUCCUGUCUCCAGCUGCUAUAUAAAAUCUUUAAGCUUUUUAGUUUGUUAACUUUAUCACAGGAAUUAGCAAUUUAUCAAAAUAUUCUCUCAUUUGGCCUAUUACUUAAAUCAAGCAUUUACAGUAUUGAGACUGUGUGUAUUAUUUUGUAGUAGUAAAAGGCUUCUAUUUCCAACAUACUAGUAUAUGUCGGUAAUGUAUUUUGAAAAUUCCUAGGUUAUAUCAUUUAUCUUAUAUGUAAUUUCUUCACUAUCUACAGCUUGCAAUAAAAAGGGAAAUUUUGGUGUUCUUUUGAUGAAACAUUUGCUUUGGGGAUGUGGGCUGUAUUUCAAGACAUUUUGGAGCACCAUUGUUUAUUUGUAGAUAAUUUGUUACUGUGUACUUGCAGAAUGAUUUUUUCUGAUUCUACAUAGCACAUGAAAAGGAAAGGUUUUGUUCCUAACAUGAAAGAAGUAUUUUGAGAGAAUUGCUAGCUCCGUUAUCUUUAUCUACGCAUAGUUUAUUUAAAAUGGUCUGUACGGGUAAUUCAUCGACCUAAAGUAGUUUUUUUAUAGACUUGGGUGGCAAGUGCAGUUAAACACUUGAAUGUUAGAAUUUAUCUAGGAAAUUUGUAUAUUAAAAUAUCUAAAAAUAGCAAUAUACAAGUUUAUUAAAGAUUUAUAUGUAGUUAUAGGGUAUUUAUUUUACAGUAUAUAUAGGCAAAAAAGUUGCUAACAUUUGCUCACAAAUCAAAUCGAGAUCAAAAUAGACCAGAAUGUAUACUGUUUAAUUCUUGAUGCUGUAUGUUUCUUAUUUUUCAUUUCUCAAACGAGUCUGCAAUCAACUGCCAUGGUAUUUAUCAAAAAGCUUCCCUUCCACCUUCCUGUUACUUCCGGCACACAUAUAUAGUCAGAUUUUCUUAUCUGCCCAUUUAAUGUUCUUUAAAAAAAAAUGCGUGCUUUUUCGUACCCAUAAGCUUUGAAUUGUUUUCAUAUCAUUUUUUUUUCAGUGCUAAUAUAGUUCAGAAAUCAAAGACAAAGCAAGACUGUUUGAUAGAAAUACAGAUUUUUAGACAGUUAUCCGCAAUUAUUUAAUGAUAUUUACUAGUAAUUUAUUAUACUCGGUGUUUUCAGAUUAUAUAUUCUAACUUACUUGAUUUCUGUAACUUGCUGGGUCGUUUGUACAACAAUGUAUUCUUCACAUUAGUUUAUAAUAAAUUAAAAGGAUAAAAUGGAAAAAA
Molecule: messenger RNA, 5688 nt
Organism: Mercenaria mercenaria
Lineage: Eukaryota; Metazoa; Mollusca; Bivalvia; Venerida; Veneridae
Product: LIM and SH3 domain protein 1-like
Exons: 13
Coding region: 135-1382 (415 amino acids)
Cellular component (GO): focal adhesion
Molecular function (GO): actin filament binding
Source: RefSeq, a predicted model, not a curated record